AUGUGCACAUUAGAGAAGCGUGGCGAUCUCUUCUUCCUAACCUUAACCGGCGACGACGAGCAUAAACUCCACCCCGACACCAUCGCCUCCAUUCUUUCACUUCUUGAACAAGCCAAAUCUCAGUCCACUCGUGGCUCCGUCCUCAUCACCACAGGUCAUGGAAAGUUCUUCUCUAACGGCUUCGAUCUUGCAUGGGCUCAAUCCUCUGGAUCCGAAAGUGGAGCCAUAAACCGGAUGCACCAAAUGGUCGAAUCCUUUAAACCUGUUGUAGCAGCGCUAUUCGAUCUCCCCAUGCCGACGAUCGCCGCCUUGAACGGCCACGCGGCCGCCUCGGGGCUGAUGUUUGCGCUGAGCCACGACUACGUUUACAUGAGGAAAGACCGUGGGGUUUUAUACAUGAGCGAGGUGGAUCUUGGCCUGCCAAUACCGGACUACUUCGCAGUCAUGUUCGUGGCAAAGAUCGGGACGAGUAUUGCGAGGCGGGAACUGUUGCUUAGCGGGAAGAAGAUCAAAGGAGAGGAAGCGGUGGCUUUAGGGAUCGUUGACUCGGCCGCGCACGAUAGUGCGGAAGGUGUGGUGGAGGCUACGGUGAGCCUUGGUGAGAGUUUGGCGGCGAAGAAGUGGAAAGGUGAGGUUUAUGCGUCUAUUAGGAAGAGUUUAUAUCCGGAGGUGUGUGGGAUGCUGAGUUUAACGGCCUUGGCCAAGUUCUCUGCAACUCCUUAA
Messenger RNA from Microthlaspi erraticum, 723 nucleotides. The record is from the annotation of a GenBank genome assembly. Lineage: Eukaryota; Viridiplantae; Streptophyta; Magnoliopsida; Brassicales; Brassicaceae.